GGGACUGCUGGGCAGGGAAGCAGCUGGAUCUACGCGAACCGUGACCUGCAAUUAUUCAUCAUAUUCAUUGUUUUUAAAUGCAGAGGAGCUGUUUAUACAGGCGUUAAAGUGAAGGUCGACCAGUGCACGGGCUGCUGUUUAAUGUCAGAGAAAAUAUUGCGUUUGCUAUCCAGGCAUUAGCUUCUUGAAACUGGGGACUUAGCUUGGAGGCUAGCUAGGUAGGGAGGUGAUAGUAGCAGCGGCUCAGACGCCGGAUCUUUUUUUUUUUAUUAUUAUGGACCUUUGUCAGUCGGCAAUAAUUCACUUCUGACCGGUUGACCUCACUGAGCACUUCGUACAAGAUAAGUUAUCGCCCUGGCUUUGUCUCUUUGAGUAGUUUUGGGACAUAGGUGUAGCUGGCGUGUCUGUCACUGAUGCUAGCUCGCUGGUAGGAAGAUUCCAGGUCGAGGCAGAAAAGGUUUCCUUUGCUGCAUGGACCUUGUGAACCACAUAGUGAUUUUAAAUGUUGGACCUCCGUUUGAAAGUAUUUAAACGGGUCAGCUUGUGCUGCGCAGUACGUUACUGUAACCUCUAGUGACUGUUUUACUUCUUCGUUAAUGAAGAAAAAAAGCCAUGUCUUCAUGGAUGUCUGAAGCAGGAGAAUGAGUGCGCUUUUGCGAGGGAGAGGAUGCCACCAUCUUUCACCGAAGACUGUCCUGCCUAAUAUAUCGAUUAGCUGACCGGCAACUGCUGGAGAGGACUGGGAAGUCCACAGAGUCUCUGCAUGAGAAGCUACUACCCCCGGCUUUAUUAAUUAGUCUUGAUCAGCUCUUCUGUCCCAUGGCUGCUGUUAGUGGGGUCAACAUGGUGUCCCAGCUCGGAGACGUGGCACUGCCAGGUCCAGGAGGAGCAGGACUGCCCGUUGUAUCCUUUACCAACACGUCUUCCAGCCCGACUCCAGGUACUGAUAACCGGGGGUGCGAGAACGGCGCCUUGAUGGACUCGUUUGGGAUUUUCCUGCAAGGACUUCUGGCCGUGAUGGCUUUCAGCACGCUGAUGUUGAAACGCUUCAGGGAGCCCAAACAUGAGAGGAGACCCUGGAGGAUCUGGUUCCUGGAUACCUCAAAACAGGCUAUAGGGAUGUUGUUCAUCCACUUUGCUAAUGUCUACUUGUCGGACCUCACAGAGGAGGAUCCCUGCUCACUAUACCUCAUUAACUUCCUGUUAGAUGCUUCCCUGGGAAUGUUGCUGAUCUAUGCUGGGGUGAGAGCCGUCAGUGCUAUUGUAGAGUGGAGGCAGUGGGAUUCUCUGCGUUUUGGAGAAUAUGGAGAACCAGUGCAGUGCACAGCGUGGUUGGGCCAGUGUAUCCUCUACAUCCUUAUCAUGAUGUUUGAGAAAGUCCUCAUCAUGCUUGUCCUUCUCAUUCCCCAGUGGAAACAGCUGGCUCUCCACAACCCCAUAGAGAAUCCUAACCUGGAACUGGCCAUCGUCAUGCUCAUCGUUCCGUUCUUCAUUAACGCCCUCAUGUUCUGGGUGGUAGAUAAUUUUCUAAUGAAGAAGCACAGGACAAAAGCAAAGCUGGAGGAGAGAGAGGAGGACUCGCGAGGGAACAGCAAGGUGCGCUAUAGACGAGCUCUAUCCCACGAUGACUCAGAGUCAGAGAUCCUUUUCUCAGCAGACGACGAAAUGGAUGAGUCAGAUGACGAUGAUGUUCGACGGUUAACUGGCCUGAAGACGCUGAAGAAGAAGAAGCUCCGCAUGGGGAUCCCUGUUUGACCCGUGUGACUAGCUAAACUGCUACGAUCGAAUUUCCUCUGGUAGCUCUUCAGCACACAGGCCACAUACAUUCCCCCAUAACUCCACAGAUUCUGACAUCAACCUUUUUCCGAACAUAGGAUGCCCUUUGAUGGCAGAAGACUUUACUGUAAUUGAAUUCCCUCCAAUGUUGACUCCUGGAGGACUGCUACAUAAACUGUGUUUAACCUGAAAUUUCAUUUAAAACACUGGGAGAUUUUUUUUUGUUUUUUUUUGUUUUUGUUUUUUUGCAGUUAACCUGUUACUUUGGAUUACUGUUGCAUUUCAACGUGGCACUCCUGUGGCGAGCGUUGUGUUUAAAGAAACUGUUUGAGAAAAAGGAAUUCUACCAUGGACAAACAUAAUAAUGUUAAAUCCUAAAUGUGAGUGAAGCAGGAAGGGGGUGACACUAGUUUAAUACUGUUUGGACUUCAGUGGCAGCGUGUAUGGUGUCGUGAUCAGAUUGGUUGGACAAAUCUAAAUGGCCACAACAGAACCAAACAUCAUGCAAACAAACCUGUUCAUAGAGUUGAUUACAUUUUGAUACUCUCUAACAUGUCCUCUAAAGUGAUUGUAUUCCUGAUGUAGGUUCCAUGUACAGUUUGUGCUUUUGUUUUCUCAUGUCGACAUACCACCAUGGCCUGUGAUGUGUGUUUGCGCGUGUACGUUUCUGUAUGUGAGGGUGCAUACAGUCGGACUCACCUCAAACAUGGAAGGAGCAUUACAUCAGAGUGUUUGAAUCACCAUACUGAUAUGACUCUAACACCUUCGAGCACAAUUACACACUUUACUACUGUAUACUUUGUAUGUAAUGUUACUGGUGUCAGAGGGAGCACAUUUACGCUUGCAGCAGCCUUCCAUUUUUAUCUUCUGGUGGAGUCCUUUCAGCGGUUAAACCUACAGGACUGCAAACGUACCACACUGCAACUUGCUAAUAUCAGCUCACUCAGUGUUGCCUGUCUGUAGACGCAAGACUGUAGUUUGUGUGUGACUGUUUUACUGAUGUUCUCUGACUGUGUUGUCUUUGAAAAUCUUUUGUUUGAUUUUAAGUUGUGUAGUUGUUGUUUUUUUCUUUUUCUUUUUUAUUUUUAGGUUUUGAAUUUUGAGUGAUAUUUUUGGGCCAAAAAGGUGACUAUGCUUGUUCCAAAAGUGUUCUUUAGUCCUUCACCCAAACAGGGAGAGUAGAUAUGGGAACCAUUUCUUGCACAAUUUCCCAUUUAUCAUAGCUUUCAUUUUUCCUUUUGUAUUUUGUGUGAUUUGAUUUUUUUUUUUUUUUUUUUUUGGUUACAAUAAUGUGCCUGAGUGAAAUUACCAGCAGGUGUUUUGUUUGUUUUUUGGAUUUUCUUUUUAUUUGACUGUUUUAUUCAGAGCUCCAGAUCUUCAGGCAUGAAGCAGCAUUCAGCAGGCUCUGAUGUUAAGAAUGUGACAUGCGUAGACCUCUAAACUGUUAAGUGACUGUGGACCAGACAGACAAGAGAAAGUGUGUGUGAGUGCGUGUAUGUAUGUUUCUGUGUGUGCAUGCCAGUAUAUAUACACUCGGUAUACCUGUAUGCACUGGCUUGUGCUGGAUGCAUGUGUUCACAGUUGGUGUGGCUGCUGGUUCUCUUUAAAGUAAAUGGAAAGUGACAUAAACUGUGGCUGUGAUGACUAUGGUGCUGGUGAUGAUUUCAUUAUGAUGUUGUUGGCAUGUUGGCAAGGAAUAAAUGUGUAUUUUAAAGGAGGAAAGUACAGCAUCAGCCAGGACAAAGAGGACUUAUAGUAUUUUGCAAAAUGAAACUACUAGAUCAAAAAGGCGAGUGAUGGAGGUAAAUUAUCAUUGUAUCAGCUUUUCCAAUAAAGGAUGCGAUGUAUUAC
Messenger RNA from Toxotes jaculatrix (banded archerfish), 3627 nucleotides. It is a transcript of the gene stimate, whose product is annotated as STIM activating enhance. Gene Ontology annotation, biological process: activation of store-operated calcium channel activity. The record is from RefSeq and is a predicted model, not a curated record. Gene Ontology annotation, cellular component: membrane; cortical endoplasmic reticulum. The coding region runs from base 820 to 1755 and encodes 311 amino acids. Lineage: Eukaryota; Metazoa; Chordata; Actinopteri; Toxotidae. The transcript is spliced from 8 exons. Gene Ontology annotation, molecular function: calcium channel regulator activity.